GACGGACAGACAGACGAAGGAGAGAGAGAGAGAGAAAAGAUGAGCCAUCAGCGGUCCCUCGCCCGGAUGUUGGUCCUGCUGGUGUCCCUCCACCGGCUGUCCACGUACGGCGGCAGCCAGUGGAAGCCGGGCAGGAGCGAGUCGGUGGUGAUUCCGGGGGACAUAGUGCUGGGCGGUUUGUUCCCGGUGCACGAGAAGGGGGGCGCCUCGUGCGGGCCGAACGUGUACAACAGAGGCGUGCAGCGGCUCGAGGCGAUGCUGUUCGCCGUCGACCAGAUAAACAGGGACGAGGGGAUACUUCCCGGGAUCACCAUAGGCGUGCACAUCCUGGACACGUGCGGCCGCGACACGUACGCCCUGAACCAGAGCCUGCACUUCGUGAGGGCGUCGCUCUCGAAUCUGGACAUCAGCGUGCUCGAGUGCGCGGACAGAUCGGCGCCAAGGGUGAAGAAGACGGCGAGCGCCGGGCCGAUAUUCGGCGUGAUAGGGGGCUCUUACAGCUCCGUGUCGUUGCAGGUUGCAAAUCUUCUCAGGCUGUUCCACAUACCCCAGAUCUCGCCCGCCUCAACCGCCAAGGCGCUCAGCGACAAGACCAGGUUCGACUACUUCGCGAGGACCGUUCCGCCGGACACGUUCCAAUCGAUCGCGUUGGUGGACGUGGUGAAGAGCGCCAACUGGUCCUACGUCUCGACCGUGUACUCGGAGGGCAGCUACGGUGAAUACGGGAUCGAGGUGUUCACGAGGGAGGCGACCGAGCGGAACGUGUGCAUAGCCGCGGCGGUCAAAGUGCCGAGCGCCGCCGACGAUCGCAUGUUCGACGACAUAAUCCAACGGUUGAGCAAGAAGGCGAACGCGCGUGCCGUGGUCCUGUUCACGCGGGCCGAGGACGCGAGAGGGAUCCUCGAGGCCGCGAGGAGGUCGAACCUGAGCCAACCCUUCCAGUGGUUGGCCAGCGACGGGUGGGGCAGGCAGAUCAAGCUCGUCGAGGGCCUCGAGGAGGAGGCCGAGGGCGCCAUCACGGUCGAGCUCCAGUCCGAGAAUAUUCCCGGCUUCGACGACUACAUGGCCUCCCUCACCCCCGACACCAACCGCCGCAACCCCUGGUUCAGCGAGUACUGGGAGGAGGUGUUCGACUGCCCCCUCAAAGAGGAACGGAACGCGCCGACCGAUAACGCCACCCUCUUCUGCCCCCCCAACCUGAGACUAACCUCUGAGAGGGGUUACGAGCAAGAGUCCAAGGUCCAAUUCGUGGUGGACGCGGUGUACGCGUUCGCGCUGGCCCUCCACAACCUUCAGAGAGACGUGUGCUCCAAACUCGAGGGCCUCUGCCCCUCCAUGGCCAACUACGACCGCGGCGUGUUCUACAGGAAUUACCUCCUUAACGUCUCCUUCACAGGUGAGAAUUUUGUGUUCGACUACUUCGCGAGGACCGUUCCGCCGGACACGUUCCAAUCGAUCGCGUUGGUGGACGUGGUGAAGAGCGCCAACUGGUCCUACGUCUCGACCGUGUACUCGGAGGGCAGCUACGGUGAAUACGGGAUCGAGGUGUUCACGAGGGAGGCGACCGAGCGGAACGUGUGCAUAGCCGCGGCGGUCAAAGUGCCGAGCGCCGCCGACGAUCGCAUGUUCGACGACAUAAUCCAACGGUUGAGCAAGAAGGCGAACGCGCGUGCCGUGGUCCUGUUCACGCGGGCCGAGGACGCGAGAGGGAUCCUCGAGGCCGCGAGGAGGUCGAACCUGAGCCAACCCUUCCAGUGGUUGGCCAGCGACGGGUGGGGCAGGCAGAUCAAGCUCGUCGAGGGCCUCGAGGAGGAGGCCGAGGGCGCCAUCACGGUCGAGCUCCAGUCCGAGAAUAUUCCCGGCUUCGACGACUACAUGGCCUCCCUCACCCCCGACACCAACCGCCGCAACCCCUGGUUCAGCGAGUACUGGGAGGAGGUGUUCGACUGCCCCCUCAAAGAGGAACGGAACGCGCCGACCGAUAACGCCACCCUCUUCUGCCCCCCCAACCUGAGACUAACCUCUGAGAGGGGUUACGAGCAAGAGUCCAAGGUCCAAUUCGUGGUGGACGCGGUGUACGCGUUCGCGCUGGCCCUCCACAACCUUCAGAGAGACGUGUGCUCCAAACUCGAGGGCCUCUGCCCCUCCAUGGCCAACUACGACCGCGGCGUGUUCUACAGGAAUUACCUCCUUAACGUCUCCUUCACAGGUGAGAAUUUUGUGUACUGUAGCAUAAUCUAG
Apis florea (little honeybee) is the source of this 2241-nucleotide messenger RNA. RefSeq names its product metabotropic Glutamate Receptor (gene mGluR). Lineage: Eukaryota; Metazoa; Arthropoda; Insecta; Hymenoptera; Apidae. Gene Ontology annotation, biological process: G protein-coupled receptor signaling pathway. Gene Ontology annotation, molecular function: G protein-coupled receptor activity. Gene Ontology annotation, cellular component: membrane. The record is from RefSeq and is a predicted model, not a curated record.